AUGAGUGCCGCUUUGAAGAAUAUGUUCCCCCCGAAAGCCAAUCUCACAGAGGAAACCUUGCCCGAUCAGAGUAACAAGGUCUUCAUCGUCACAGGAGGCUCCAGUGGUCUAGGCAAGGAACUAGCAAACAUCCUCUACAGCAGAAAUGCCAAAGUGUACCUCGCAGCACGGUCCGAGACGAGGACCAUGGCUGUGAUGAAGGAGCUGAAGGAGUUGUACCCGCAGUCGAGAGGACGCUGUGAGUAUCUGUUCCUGGAUCUCAACGACCUCUCGACGAUCAAGCAAUCCGCCCAAGAGUUCCUCGGGAAGGAAGACCGCCUGGACGUCCUCUGGAACAACGCAGGCGUCAUGCUCCCACCGCAAGGGUCCAAGACAGCUCAGGGCUACGAACUCCAACUCGGCGUCAACGCCGUGGGGCCGUUUCUUUUUACCCAUCUCCUCCACCCCGCGCUAUCUGCUGCGGCCAGAACUGCACCGAGGGACUCGGUCCGCGUUGUAUGGCUGUCUUCGGGCUAUGCGUCCAUGGCCCCCAAGCCCCCGAUCGACUUUGACAACAUGAACUACGCCAAGGACGAGAGCGCGGGGACAAAGUACGGCAGGAGUAAAGCUGGUAACGUCGUCAUUGCAGCCGAGUAUGCGAGGCGGACGGCCAAAGAGGGAAUCGUCAGCAUAAGUGUCGACCCCGGCGUCUACAUGACAAACCUGCAGCGUACGAUGCCAUGGUACCAAAAGAUCAUUGCGAAAGCAAUUGCGCGAGAGCCAAAGAAUGGUGCUUACACCGAGCUAUUCGCCGGUCUGAGCCCUGAUAUCACUCACGCAAACACCAGUGACUGGGUGGUUCCCUUUGGUCGUCUUACACCUGCUCGGGCUGACCUCGUGGAAAAGGAGCUUGGGAAGAAGUACUGGGAAUGGUUGGAGAAACAAGUGGGACCGUACCUGGUUUAA
Molecule: messenger RNA, 945 nt
Organism: Colletotrichum graminicola M1.001
Lineage: Eukaryota; Fungi; Ascomycota; Sordariomycetes; Glomerellales; Glomerellaceae
Product: short-chain dehydrogenase
Exons: 5
Coding region: 1-945 (314 amino acids)
Source: RefSeq, a predicted model, not a curated record